AUGUUUAGAAUGUUUAAGGGACGGGAGAACUCCGACGAAGGUUCUCCACAAACCCCGAUGGUUUCUUCCUCGCCCUCGAUGUCGCAUCAGUCUCCGGUGACGGGACCAGCGAGGCCGAUACGCCUCGUCUACUGCGACGAUAAGGGAAAGUUCCGCAUGGACCCGGAAGCAGUCGCCACGCUCCAGCUUGUCAAAGGGCCGAUCGGCGUGGUUUCCGUUUGUGGCCGCGCUCGCCAGGGGAAAAGCUUCAUCUUGAAUCAGCUCCUUGGGAGGAGUAGUGGAUUUCAAGUAGCUUCGACCCAUCGGCCAUGUACUAAAGGGCUCUGGUUGUGGAGUGCUCCGUUAAAGAGAACUGCUCUUGAUGGGACAGAGUAUAAUCUAUUACUCCUAGAUAGUGAAGGAAUUGAUGCUUAUGAUCAAACGGGAACAUACAGUACCCAGAUAUUCUCCUUGGCUGUACUCUUAUCUAGCAUGUUCAUCUAUAAUCAGAUGGGUGGCAUAGAUGAAGCUGCACUUGAUCGUCUCUCUCUUGUCACUCAAAUGACGAAACACAUUCGCGUGAGAGCUUCUGGUGGAAAAACCACUGCUUCAGAGAUUGGACAAUUUUCCCCAAUAUUCGUUUGGCUACUAAGGGAUUUCUAUCUUGAUUUAACAGAGGAUAAUCGGAAAAUAACUCCACGUGACUACUUGGAGCUUGCUCUGAGACCUGUUCAGGGCAGCAAAAGAGAUAUAGGUGCUAAAAAUGAGAUUCGAGAUGCCAUUCGAGCGUUGUUCCCAGAUAGAGAAUGCUUCACACUUGUGAGGCCGCUGAACAACGAAACUGAUCUCCAGCGGUUGGAUCAAAUAUCGUUGGAAAGGUUAAGGCCUGAAUUUAGAUCUGGGCUGGAUGCAUUAACCAAGUUUGUGUUUGAGAAAACCAGGCCCAAGCAAGUUGGGGCUACUGUGAUGACGGGGCCUAUACUUGUUGGUGUCACGGAAUCUUAUUUGGAGGCCCUGAAUAACGGUGCAGUUCCUACAAUCGCUUCUUCAUGGCAGAGCGUAGAAGAAGCUGAGUGUCGAAGAGCAUACGAUGCGGCCACAGAAACUUAUAUGUCCUCCUUUGACCGCUCAAAGCCACCCGAGGAAGGUUCUUUGAGAGAAGCCCAUGAGGUAGCAGUGCAGAAGGCGCUGGCUGUGUUCAAUGGUGCUGCUGUAGGGAUUGGGACUGUUAGAAAGAAAUACGAAGAGCUUCUUCAGAAAUUCUUCAGAAAGGCAUUUGAGGAUUAUAAGAGGAAUGCAUUCAUGGAGGCAGAUAUGCGUUGUUCAAGUACCAUCCAGAGCAUGGAAAAGAGGCUGAGGGCAGCUUGCCAUUCUUCUGAUGCAAAUUUAGAUAAAGUUGUGAAGGUUCUUGAUGUUCUCCUCUCCGAAUACGAAGCAUCAUGCCAUGGCCCUGGAAAAUGGCAGAAGUUAGCAUUGUUCCUUCAACAAAUUUUGGCAGGGCCGAUACACGACCUUGCAAAAAGGCUUGUUGAUCAAAUGGGCACCGAGAGGACUUCCCUUAUGCUGAAAUGUCGCUCAAUUGAGGACAAGAUGGCAUUGCUGAACAAACAGCUGGAAGCUAGUGAGAGUCAUAAAUCCGAAUAUAUGAGGCGAUAUAAUGAAGCUAUCAGUGAAAAGAGGCAGCUUGCGGAUGAUUAUUCAAAACGGAUAGCCGACCUGCAGAGUGGUCGCAGCUCACUCGAAGAAAGGUGUUCUAGCCUAAGAAAGGCAUUGGAAUCUGCCAAGGAAGAGACAACAGAAUGGAAAAGAAAACACGAUAUGGUUUUGUCUAAGCAAAAAGCUAUUGAGGAUCAAAUUAAAUCUGAAGUUGCAGUUCUGAAGUCGAGAAGCAGUGCUGCAGAAGCAAGAAUGGCUGCUGCUCAUGAACAGAUGAGAUCAGCUCAAGAAGAGGCUGCUGAAUGGAAACGGAAAUAUGAUAUAACAGUAAGAGAAACCAAAGCUGCUCUGGAGAAAGCUGCUGUGGCUCAAGAACGAUCAAGUAAAGACACUCAGUUGAGAGAAGAUGCUUUGAGGGAAGAGUUUACAGGAGUUCUUGCUGACAAGGACGAGGAAAUCAAGGAGAAGAGUUCAAAGAUAGAAUAUGCUGAGCAGCGCAUAACUACAUUGAACCUGGAAUUGAAGGCUGCGGAGUCAAGGAUAGAGAGUUACGAUGCAGAUGUCUCAACUCUCAAACUUGAAAUCAAGACACUGGCUGAGAGACUAGAGUCUGCAAUGGCCAAUGCCCAAUCUUAUGAAAAAGAAGCUAGGAUGUUGGAACAGGAGAAGAUACAUAUAGAGGAAAGGUACCGUUCUGAGUUUGAGAGAUUUGCAGAAGUCCAAGAAAGGUGCACUCGGGCUGAAACAGAAUCCAAGAGGGCAGUCGAAGUUGCUGACAGAGCACGGACUGAUGCAGUCAAUGCACAAAGGGAGAAGAACGAGUUCCAGAAACUGGCAAUGGAGAGGCUGGCUCAAAUUGAGAGGGCCCAGAGACAAAUCGAGAAUUUGGAGAGGGAAAGAGCCUAUCUGACAAAGGAACUCAAUACGGUUCGUAAUUCGGAGAUGAAGGCCGUAUCGACAGUUUCACAGCUAGAAGGCAGAGUCGACGAACGGGAGAGAGAAAUCGAGAUAUUGCUGAAGUCGAACAAUGAAGAGAGGUCAACUAAUGUGAAAGCCCUUAAAGAUCUUCUUGAAGAUGAAAGGAAAGCCCACAGUGCUGCUAGCAAGAGGGCGGAAGAGCUCUCUCUUCAGUUGGAAGAGGCACGGGCAGAAUUGGACUCGCUCCAACAGGAGUUGACUUCAGUCCGGCUGAACGAGUCAGCAUUGGAUAGUAAGCUGAAGGCGGUUUCUCGUGGUAAGCGUGCUAGAAAUGAGGAUGUGGAAAUGGGGUCGGUUCAAGACAUGGGUGGGACAGGGAGAAGAGCGAGUAAGAGGGCCAGGAGCACCACUAGUCCCAUGGAUUACAGUGCACCGCCUCCAGCUGCAGCAGAAGAUGGUGGUUCAGUGUUCAUGGGGGAAGAAGAAGAAGAAGAUGAUACACAGAGUCAGCAGUCCGGUCAAGAGAACUACAUGAAGUUCACCAUUCAGAAACUGAAGGCUGAACUCACUAAGCACAAUUUUGGUGACCAGCUGCUUCAGUUGAAGAAUCCUAACAAGAAGGAUAUCGUUGCAUUGUAUGAGAAGUGCGUCCUGCAGAAGUCGUGA
Messenger RNA from Linum trigynum, 3219 nucleotides. The record is from the annotation of a GenBank genome assembly. NCBI's taxonomy places the organism in Eukaryota, Viridiplantae, Streptophyta, Magnoliopsida, Malpighiales, Linaceae.